Molecule: messenger RNA, 3123 nt
Organism: Plasmodium malariae
Lineage: Eukaryota; Apicomplexa; Aconoidasida; Haemosporida; Plasmodiidae
Product: conserved Plasmodium protein, unknown function
Exons: 1
Coding region: 1-3123 (1040 amino acids)
Source: RefSeq, a predicted model, not a curated record
AUGGAAGAGAAAAUUAAAUCCCAUCUAAAGGCCUUAAACUUUGUAGAAGUAUGCAACUGCAUAGAUAAGAAGGAGACAGAAAUUGGCGACAUAGCCAAAUGGGUAUGCUACAAUAAGCUUCUUAUUAACAUAAAACUUCUAGAAAAAUGUAGUGAAAAUACAAGUUUGAAACAAAAUAUAUUAGACGAGCUAGAUAACGAAAUUAUUAAGACUACAAAAAUUGUCAAAAUUGAUAAAAAGGAUAAGGUGGACGUAUAUUUAUGUAUAAAAAGGUAUGUCUUUCUUUUGUAUAAGAUACUUUCCCAUUUUGAAAAAGUUAAUUUAGAAACAAACAAAAUGGUAUAUGAGGUAUUUCUUAUCUUUUCCAUAAAACUUGUUAUCCUUUAUGACGAGAAGGAAUUUCUGCUAAAUAUCAUUCAUAGCUUGGUUAAUAAUGUAGAGAAUAAUAAAAAAAAAAAUAAUUCACAGGAAAAUUUAUUUUUAUUCGAAUUUGCAAAAAAUUUAUUUGACUUAUACUGUUUUAUUAUGUUACCUGAUUUUAUUUUUUUACAUUCUUUGUUAAUUUAUUUAUAUAAUAAUAUCAACAUGGACAUAUGUCACAAUUUGAAGAAUGAAAGAAUACAACUAAUCUGCUACAUAUUAAAGAAUAUUAAUAUACUUUUUGAAAAAUUGCUUAAACACAGUGAUAGCACCUUAACAAGUAUUUACGACGAUGAAAAGAAUGACCGAUCAUCUCUUUUAAUCGAACUAAGGGAUAGCUUAAACAUCAUAUAUCCCAAGACAGAAUGUCUGGUUGAUACGAUUAGUAAAUCAAAUACAAAAAUAAUAUUUAAGGAGUGUAAUUAUUUCCACCUUUUAUAUAAAACAAUUCAAAUAUCAUUCAAUACAAAUAAAUACUCAUUGGAGAAGGAGAAGUAUCAUCAUAAUUAUAAUUAUGCAAAUGUAAAUAUAAAUAAUUUUCUUUUGUUACUUAAAAUUUUAUCUCCAAAUUUUUUGGUAUGGACAGCUCGUAAGGAUAACAAAGAAAAGAUAUAUAAAGAAUUACAACAAAUAAUAUAUACAUAUGAAGAAACUGAAUUCUAUAAGUUCAACUAUAUAUACGUCAUAGAUAAUUUGCAGAAUUAUAAUUAUUUAAAUGAGACUACAGGUUGUCUCUUCUUCUUCUACCUUUCGUUGCUCUCUUUAAAUGAGAUCAAUAAAAAUUUGGAUAAACAAAUUAACAUUUUAGUGAGUACCUUAAUAGGAAACUAUUUUUCUUUUUUUCAAAGAAGACAUAAUUUUGUACUCCCCAAAGAUACGAUCUUAUUACCAAACCGAGGAAAAAUAAUACAGUCAAAAAGAGGAGUGUUAAGCCAAAAAAAUGAAGAACACACAAUCGAACAGUUUGAAGACUCCGUUUUCCAUGAGAAUACAAAAAAUGAUCGAUGUAUGCAUGUGAUGAAGGAAAAACGUUUUUCAAAAAAUGUAGAAGCAUAUUGCCAGGUGAAAGAGCAAAAAAAGAAUACACACGAAUGCACUAUUUAUGACAGUAAAAAUUGCGCAAAUAUUUGCAAAAUUAGUUUUGACAUAUUAUUUAAACACAGUCAUAAAAUAAUAAUGAAACUGAAAAAUUUAAUCAUUUGGGGAUAUAUAUAUCCUGAUGAUAGCGAAGAAUUGAACUUUUUGAAUUUGGCUAAUAUCUUCAUUUUUAAUGAUGAUAUGUAUACUACUAACCAAAAGAAGGAAUCCCUCAGUGAAUACUUAUUCAAGAGACAUAACUUUUUUAUAUACAAUUAUUCAGUUUUCAAAAAUACAUAUGAGUGUAAAACUUUGUCCUAUAAGUAUAUGGACGUUUUUUCUGAUUUUAUCUCUUCUUUAAUUCUAAAUAUUAUCCUUGUGCUAGCUAAAAUUCAUUUGUCAUGUAGUUACAUACUUCAACAGGAUAGUGAAAAGGGAGAUCGGGACAAAACACAGCUUAAUAGGAGAUGUGCUAACGUGAAAGUUUUCACGAACGAGUGCGUCAUCAAUGAUUUUUACUGCACAAGGGGGGGGAAAUUAGAGCAAUCAAAGAAGAUGCAGCAAACACAGCAAGAGCCACUCAUAACAAAAGAUGAGACAAAUGUAAACACGAACGACACGAACAGCAACAUUCGACAUACUUGCGUCAAAGUGGACGAAGAAACAAGUGCAGACAAAACCAAAGACGCUUUGAAUAAACUCAAAGGUGAUAUUAUAAACUCGUAUUACCACAUAGAAACUGUCCCAGUUGAUGAAAGAAUGGAAUUCUUUUUUAAUGAGUUACUUUUUAUUUGUUUUAAAUUAAUUAAUUAUCCCUCAAAAAAUGUCCGAAAAUAUUGUAUUUCUGUCAUAUCACUUGUUAUACCGAAAAUAAAUAUAAAAUCUUCUUACAUCAAUUAUGUUGAUAAAAAAACAGAUACAUUUAUUACCUUUAUAGAUGAUGAUGAAACAUAUGAUCAGAGUGAAGUUAUUAAAAAUUAUGUUUAUUUAAAAUGUAAAAUUAAUAAAUACUUAAAUUUGAACUUGAUUAAAUCUAUUGAGAAAUUAAUACGCAUUUGUUUUUUAAAACUGAGUAACAGAAAUUUGUGUUCAAUUAUUUGUAAAAAUAUUUUAUUCUCAUUUUGCUCUCAUCCUUUUGUAAUGCCAUUUAUUUUACAUAAAUACGUUAAUAUCAUUUUAUAUCUAAUAGAAACUAAUUACAUUAUUCUAAUUGUCGAUUCGUUAAAAUGUUUAUUCAUGUUAUAUCAGAUAAAUGCUCAGGAUAUGAAAAUUUACAACUAUGACAUAGUAUAUAGACUGCAUUUACUAUUCAACGUAUUUCAAGAAAAUAAUAAUCCGCAUAUAAACAUGAAUGAUACUACUAUAAAUGAUAAUAAUUUAGUGAUUAAUAAUCACCCAUCCGUAAAUUCUAAUAAUUUAACCUCGUUUUUAAAAAAAUUUUAUUUUAACAUCAAUCAAGUUGACAAGGGAAGAGAAGAAAUAUUACUACACAUAAAACUUAUCUUACAUUGUUUACACAUUAAUUGUUCAGAAGAAGAAUAUUUUAAAUUAAUUCGCAUUUUUUCAAAACAUCCCAAGGAAUUUCAAGAAUAUUCAAAAAGUUUUCAGCUUUUUUCUGCUUUCUAA